Molecule: messenger RNA, 2290 nt
Organism: Myotis brandtii (Brandt's bat)
Lineage: Eukaryota; Metazoa; Chordata; Mammalia; Chiroptera; Vespertilionidae
Product: fibronectin-like
Exons: 14
Coding region: 347-2290 (647 amino acids)
Molecular function (GO): protein binding
Source: RefSeq, a predicted model, not a curated record
UGCAACUGGAUCAAACUAUUUUUUUGCAAGAUUUUUCUGUUAUGUUCCAUUGCCAUAUAUUUGCAAAUAUGAAUCACCUUCUCUGCAGGAAAAUCUUUUGAUCUAUAUAAAGGAUGUUGGAACAACUGAAGUUGUAUUUAGCUUGGAUAAUUUGAAUGGUUGGAAUAAUUUGAAUAAGUGGCUAAAAUUAGGAUAUAAAAUUAUCAUAAAAUAUUAUUUAGAUUAUGCAGAACAAUAUUUUGAGAGCAUACCCCCAAAUACUACAGAAAAAGCAAUUACCCUUCUGUCUCCUGGCCAUGUGUACAGCUUUUUACUCUUUGCACUAAAUGAAUGGGAGGCUAAAACUAUGCUAAGUCCAGUAUUCAUUGUUGAAACACGCCCGUUGUCAGUCCAAAAUGUCACAGUUACUCAUGUGACCCCAACAGAAAUAUUUUUACAUUGGGAUCCUCCAGAUCCUGAGUCUUUUCACCAUUAUCUUGUAACUACUUUGGAUGUUCAAGAUAAUAAAUCAGAAGAGGUGUUUGUUGAAAAACUCAACAUAUCAACAGCAAUUAGAGGUCUCAAAUCUUUCCACCAUUAUUUGAUAUAUCUAUUUAGUGUAGCAGAACGAGGAACUUUAAGCUGCUUUGAGCAACCUAUUUCAGCCAUUACAGGUGUAAAUCCACCACAGAAAGUUUAUGCUAAACCUGAUGACGUGGGGGAGGACAGUAUAAUUCUUCAGUGGGAAUCCACACAAGAUGGCCAUGAGGUCUACAUUCAAAUCAAAUCCAUACCAGAUAAAAGAGAAGUCAUGACUUUUUUUGUAAAGGAUGCUAAUAGAUUCAAGAUUGAUAAUUUAAUCCCUGGAAUGACUUAUGACAUUGGAAUGGCAACAGUGAUGAAUGGGAAUUUGAGUGAGCUGGUAACUAUUCAACAAACUCUAAAGCCCAAACCAGUACAAAUUGUUAUUCCUUAUGAAAGUUAUAGUACCUCUGUAAUCUUAUUUGUUCAAACACCUGAUAUUGGAGUGUUUGAUGGCAUACAGAUUGUAACUGAAGGAGGGCCAAAUGUAACCAGGCCUUUAAAACAUGACAAUAAAAUAACCGUUGACAACUUAACCCCAGGCACAGAAUAUAAUUUCUUUGUUUCCAUCAUCAGUGGGACUAAAUUAAGUGAUGUAUAUUAUGUGCCUGCAGUAAAAACAUGUUUGGAGGCACCAUCAAUUAUCCAUGAGGGCAAAGUUACAGACUCUUCCAUAGAAAUUCUCUGGAAUCGAGCUGAUGGGAAUUUUCAGCAUUAUGAAAUCACAUGCAUAAACUGUGCUGACAUUUUCAUGGUUCAGAAGGUAGUGCAAGAAGCAGCAACAUUCUCUAACCUGGAGCCUGCUACAGUGUACACUUUUUCAAUUCGCACAGAGAAAGAAGGUUUUAAAGACAGCACUCCUAACAUAAAAGAAAUACAGACAGCCCCAAGUGCAGUUGAAUUUAUGAACCAUAGGAGAAACUCAAGUGCAGUAACUGUUAACUGGCCUUCACCCAGAAGUCUUCUGGAUGGGUACAUUAUUUCAAUAUCCAGUGAAAGGUUAACAAAAGAAGAAAUCCUGCCUUCCACAAAAAGGACAUUCACAUUUGAUAACCUUUCUCCAGGGACUGACUUUUCAGUUAGCAUUAUAACUACCAAGGGAUUAAAGAGAAGCCAUCCUAUUGUCCUCAUGGUUAGCACUUGUCCAGAACCACCAUCAGACCUGCUAAUUUUUGGGCAGGAAGAAAACACAAUAUAUUUGUCUUGGAAAUUCCCACAAGGAGGCUUCGAAAAGUUUCAGAAUCUGCAUUUAAGUGAAAUCAUAUGUUAUCCUGUGAUCUUACAAGGUGUGGUAGGCAGUGUGCUGGAACAGAAGGAUCAAAGCCCUGGAAUUUCUUGCUUUGAAUCCCAACUUCACCUCAACUGUGAGACCUUGGACAAGUUUUUAUAUUCUUUGGUAUCUUAUUGUAUGACAUCUAGAAAGGAAAAGCUAUUUAAAGUAAUUGUUUAUGGAAACAAAGUCCAAGUAAAGAAUUUGACUCCAGGUGUGGACUACAUGUUUCACGUGAAGACAGUUAGAGGCAAAGACUACAGUGUAUCCGUGAUGAAAAAAGUGACUACAAAGCCGGAAAAGCCAGAGAAACUUAAAGCCUUCAAUAUCUCCGCACAUUCCUUUUCUCUGCGCUGGAGCCUGCCCUCCGGCCACGCGGAAGGGUUUCAUGUGGAUCUGGUUCCUGACAGUGGCUUUGUUUCUAUCAAAGAUCUUGGAGGCGGAGAGUAUCAGGUGUAG